This is a messenger RNA of Topomyia yanbarensis, 1172 nucleotides long. Its product is annotated as ferritin heavy chain B-like. The record is from RefSeq and is a predicted model, not a curated record. Gene Ontology annotation, biological process: intracellular iron ion homeostasis; iron ion transport. Gene Ontology annotation, molecular function: ferrous iron binding; ferric iron binding. The transcript has 4 exons. Gene Ontology annotation, cellular component: cytoplasm. The coding region runs from base 537 to 1169 and encodes 210 amino acids. NCBI's taxonomy places the organism in Eukaryota, Metazoa, Arthropoda, Insecta, Diptera, Culicidae.
AACCAAUGUUGCUACGAAGCGGCCGAAAACAUAAACAUUGCGAUCGAAUUUUCUGCUCCGGUCUCAUCACCGGCGGAAUCGACGGUAACAGGCAGCUUCUGCAGCCAAUCGUUCCAAUUUUAUGUGAUUCCAGAGGAACGAGCUCUUUUAACAAAUUGCUCGCUCAGCAAAUUCCAAAGGGUGUUAUUUCGGUGCCGGAGAUAGAUAAUUUGGAAGAGCAAAUAUUGUGACCCCGGAGCCCAAUUCGCAUAGAUAUGGUACCUAGUUACUAGAAGGAAAUUUCCUUCUGGUCACUAAGUUACGUGACUGUGAAAAUAAGGCCCCCGAUCUUUCAACGCCCAUAAUCCGAAGGCCUUGGUUAGUACAGCAGCAGCAACUGCCAGAGGAUACAGUACGAAAAUCAAAGCAAACUUCAACUUCACAAUUGAAACGAAUACAGACCUUAGCGAACGAUGCUCAAGAUUAGUGAAAUAACAAAUGUGGGGGGAAAACAUCAUAGCAGCCUUUGCUAAAAUCGCGGAAACUUCAAACUAAAUAUGUCUGCUGUGCGCCGGCUUCCUUUUGUCGGAGCCACAAGAAGACUAUUGGCAACAACCGCCGCCCCAGGUCCCAGUCAAGACGGCUGCAGUAGCAACAAGUCGGAGAACUUGGUAUGUCCACAGAUCAACUCCCACGUCCAGGCGGCAAUAAAUGAACAGAUCAAUGUCGAGUAUGGAGCAGCGUACACUUACCUUUCGAUCAGCUUCCAUUUUGCAAAGUCCAACGUCGGUCUAUUGGGAUUUUCAAAAUUGUACCGAGCUAUGUCUGUGGAGGAAGUCGGUCACGCAAAUAAGCUAGCGAGUUAUCUGCUGGAGCGCAACGGUUCCAUUGAUCUGCGCACGAUUCAAAAACCUUCCAGCUGUAGUUGGAGUAACAUUGGGACCACCAUGAACGAAACCGUUCGAAUGGAGAACACCGUCUCCGAAGCGCUAUCUCAGUUGUACCGGAUAGCCGAGAAACACAACGAUCUGGUCACAACAGAUUUCAUCGUGAGUGAGUUCUUCAAAGAGCAAAUCGAUGAAAUACGGACCCUUUACCUGCUAAUAGCAAAGUGGCGAACAUUGGAAAAGGCCCCGGACGGAGCUUUUCAGCUGAAUAGGGAGUUACUAAAAAAACAUGAAUCCGACUAAUUG